This is a messenger RNA of Symbiodinium sp. CCMP2592, 207 nucleotides long. The record is from the annotation of a GenBank genome assembly. NCBI's taxonomy places the organism in Eukaryota, Dinophyceae, Suessiales, Symbiodiniaceae.
AUGCUGCAUGAGAUGCACAUUCUGACUGCGAUCAGCCACCCCUGCUUGGUGAACCUGUUGGGAGCGAAUCUGGAUAGGGAGCAGGAGCCUCUUUUUGUGACAGAGUUCAUGGAGGGCGGCGACGUGGAAACCUACAUGCACAAGCAGCGCCAGUCAUCGCAGCUUGGAAAGAAGUACAAGAGACCCUGCCCAAAAUCUCGAACUUAA